Prunus armeniaca (apricot) is the source of this 1044-nucleotide messenger RNA. NCBI's taxonomy places the organism in Eukaryota, Viridiplantae, Streptophyta, Magnoliopsida, Rosales, Rosaceae. The record is from the annotation of a GenBank genome assembly.
AUGGCCAAGUCACAUGUAGUUAGCAAAAGCCCUUCCAUGGUUUCCAUAAUGCUGCUUUGUGGUCUGCUAAUGGCUACUCUUGCCACAACAGAAGCAAGUAUUGGUGUUUGUUAUGGAACAGUUGGAGACAACUUACCUCCACCAAGAGAAGUAAUAGCUCUCUACAAGCAAUACAACAUCCAAAGAAUGAGGCUCUAUGCUCCUAACUUUGACGCACUCCAAGCCCUCCAAGGCUCCCCAAUUGAGCUCAUUCUAGGUGUAGAAAAUGAGCGCCUUAAAGACAUUUCUUCUAGCCAAGCCAGUGCAGAUGAUUGGGUAAAAAAGAAUGUCCAAAGCUAUGGCAAUGUCAAUUUCAAAUACAUUGCGGUUGGAAAUGAAGUAGAUGCUGUAGGUCCUCUAGCACCCUUUGUCGGCCCAGCAAUGGACAAAAUUCAAAAUGCAAUUUUUAAGGCUGGUCUUGCAAACAAAAUCAAAGUCUCCACUGCGGUUUACCCUGUAAUUCUUGAAAAAUCCUACCCUCCAUCAGAGGGCUCAUUCCGGCAGGACUAUCGUCCAUUUCUGGAUCCGAUCAUCAGUUUCUUAGUGCGAAACAAAUCUCCGUUACUCUUUAACAUGUACCCGUAUUUCAGUUACAUUGGCGAUCGCAAGGAUAUUAAACUUGAGUAUGCCCUUUUUACAUCUCCCUCAGUUGUAGUGAAUGAUGGGCGCCUAGGGUAUCAAAACCUGUUUGAUGCAAUCUUGGAUGCGGCUUACUCAGCAUUAGAGAAGGCUGGAGGCGGUUCUUUGAAAAUCGUCGUAUCAGAGACUGGUUGGCCCUCGGCUGGCGGGGAUGGGACAGUGACAACGAAGGGGAAUGCGAGAAUUUACAACUCAAAUUUGAUCAAGCACGUGAAGGGAGGGACGCCAAAGAGACCUGGAGGCCCCAUAGAGACUUAUAUGUUUGCCAUGUUUAAUGAGAAUAAGAAACCUGGAGAAGAGACUGAGAGACACUGGGGGCUGUUCUUUCCUAACAAACAGCCUGUUUAUCACAUUGAUUUCAACUAA